AUGUCCCUCACUCUGACCGCCAUGAGUGACAGCGCAGCGGGAGGAGAGCAGUGGGCGGGACAAGGGCAGGGGCCACGGCAACCACAGGGCCCCUACCUCUCUGUCAUCACGAAUAGGACCACUAACCUGCUGAUCCGAGGCUCCAUGCUCUUCUCCGUGGGCGUGUUCCUGGCCCUGGUGCUGAAUCUGCUGCAGGUCCAGAGGAAUGUGACCCUGUUCCCCCCGGACGUCCUGAGCAGCAUCUUCUCCUCAGCCUGGUGGGUCCCUCCCUGCUGCGGGACGGCCUCAGCGCUGAUCGGCCUGCUGUACCCCUGCAUCGACAGGCGUCUGGGUGAGCCGCACAAGUUCAAGCGCGAGUGGUCCAGCGUGAUGCGCUGCGUGGCCGUGUUCGUCGGGAUCAACCACGCCAGCGCCAAAGUGGACUUUGCCAACAACGUGCAGCUGUCCCUCACGCUGGCCGCUCUGUCCAUCGGUCUGUGGUGGAGCUUCGAUCGCUCACGCAGUGGCUUUGGCCUGGGAGUCACCAUCGCUCUGCUCGCCACGCUGGCCACGCAGCUGCUGGUCUACAACGGCUUAUUCCAAUACACGUCUCCAGACUUCCUGUACAUUCGCUCCUGGCUGCCUUGUAUCUUCUUUGCUGGAGUCAUCACCAUGGGAAACAUCGGACGACAGUUAGCUCUGUACGAAUGCAAGUUCCAGCAGGAGAAGAUUCACCAGGAUUGA
Molecule: messenger RNA, 723 nt
Organism: Knipowitschia caucasica
Lineage: Eukaryota; Metazoa; Chordata; Actinopteri; Gobiiformes; Gobiidae
Source: the annotation of a GenBank genome assembly